Molecule: messenger RNA, 630 nt
Organism: Pestalotiopsis fici W106-1
Lineage: Eukaryota; Fungi; Ascomycota; Sordariomycetes; Amphisphaeriales; Sporocadaceae
Product: Ras-related protein Rab7
Exons: 7
Coding region: 1-630 (209 amino acids)
Biological process (GO): regulation of vacuole fusion, non-autophagic
Cellular component (GO): vacuole; late endosome; fungal-type vacuole membrane
Molecular function (GO): GTPase activity; GTP binding
Source: RefSeq, a predicted model, not a curated record
AUGUCUUCGCGAAAGAAGGUCCUUUUGAAGGUCAUCAUCCUCGGCGACAGCGGUGUUGGCAAGACCAGUUUGAUGAACCAAUAUGUCAACAAGAAGUUUAGCGCUAGCUACAAGGCCACGAUCGGAGCCGAUUUCCUUACAAGAGAGGUCCUGGUUGACGACCGACAAGUGACGAUGCAGCUUUGGGAUACGGCAGGCCAGGAGCGCUUCCAGUCUUUGGGCGUUGCAUUCUACAGAGGUGCAGACUGCUGUGUGUUGGUCUUUGAUGUGAACAACUCCAAGAGUUUUGAUGCUCUCGACAGCUGGAGAGACGAGUUCCUGAUCCAGGCCUCGCCGCGGGAUCCCGAAAACUUCCCUUUCGUUGUUCUUGGAAACAAGAUCGAUGUUGAGGAGAGCAAGAGAGUCAUCUCGAGUAAGAGAGCAGCAACAUUCUGCCACUCCAAGGGCGACAUUCCAUACUUUGAGACCAGUGCAAAGGAAGCUAUCAACGUCGAGCAGGCCUUUGAAGGCAACGCGCUAGUUAUCGCAAGAAAUGCUCUCGCCCAAGAAGAGUCCGAGGAGUUUAGCGGUGACUUCCAGGACCCCAUCAACAUCCACAUUGAGAAUGACCGAGAUGGAUGCUCUUGCUAA